AUGCAGAUCUUCGUCAAGACCCUCACCGGCAAGACCAUCACCCUCGAGGUCGAGUCGAGCGAUACCAUCGACAACGUUAAGACCAAGAUCCAGGACAAGGAGGGCAUCCCCCCGGACCAGCAGCGUCUGAUUUUCGCUGGAAAGCAGCUGGAGGAUGGCCGUACCCUGUCUGACUACAACAUCCAGAAGGAGUCUACUCUCCACCUCGUUCUCCGCCUGCGUGGUGGUAUGCAGAUCUUCGUCAAGACCCUGACCGGAAAGACCAUCACCCUUGAGGUGGAGUCUUCUGACACUAUCGACAAUGUGAAGACCAAGAUUCAGGACAAGGAGGGCAUCCCUCCCGACCAGCAGCGUCUCAUCUUCGCGGGAAAGCAGCUGGAGGAUGGCCGUACCCUGUCUGAUUACAACAUCCAAAAGGAAUCCACUCUUCACCUCGUCCUUCGUCUCCGUGGUGGUAUGCAGAUCUUCGUCAAGACUCUUACGGGAAAGACGAUCACAUUGGAAGUUGAAUCUUCCGACACCAUCGAUAACGUUAAGACCAAGAUUCAAGACAAGGAAGGCAUCCCCCCGGACCAGCAGCGUUUGAUCUUUGCUGGUAAGCAGCUGGAGGAUGGCCGUACCUUGUCCGACUACAACAUUCAGAAGGAAUCGACCCUUCACCUUGUCCUUCGUCUCCGUGGUGGUAUGCAGAUCUUCGUGAAGACACUCACCGGCAAGACGAUUACGCUGGAGGUGGAGAGCUCGGAUACCAUUGAUAACGUCAAGAACAAGAUCCAAGAUAAGGAGGGCAUUCCCCCGGAUCAGCAGCGUCUUAUCUUCGCUGGUAAGCAGCUGGAAGAUGGCCGUACGCUCUCCGACUACAACAUCCAGAAGGAGAGCACUCUGCACCUGGUGCUCCGUCUCCGUGGCGGAAACUAA
Messenger RNA from Aspergillus vadensis CBS 113365, 918 nucleotides. RefSeq names its product ubiquitin family protein. Gene Ontology annotation, biological process: modification-dependent protein catabolic process; protein ubiquitination. The transcript is spliced from 3 exons. The record is from RefSeq and is a predicted model, not a curated record. Gene Ontology annotation, molecular function: protein tag activity; ubiquitin protein ligase binding. The coding region runs from base 1 to 918 and encodes 305 amino acids. Gene Ontology annotation, cellular component: cytoplasm; nucleus. Lineage: Eukaryota; Fungi; Ascomycota; Eurotiomycetes; Eurotiales; Aspergillaceae.